This is a messenger RNA of Lampris incognitus (smalleye Pacific opah), 1436 nucleotides long. It is a transcript of the gene cdk18, whose product is annotated as cyclin dependent kinase 18. Gene Ontology annotation, cellular component: cytoplasm; nucleus. Gene Ontology annotation, molecular function: protein kinase activity; ATP binding. The transcript has 16 exons. NCBI's taxonomy places the organism in Eukaryota, Metazoa, Chordata, Actinopteri, Lampriformes, Lampridae. The record is from RefSeq and is a predicted model, not a curated record. Bases 1 to 1428 code for a protein of 475 amino acids. Gene Ontology annotation, biological process: protein phosphorylation.
AUGAACAAGAUGAAGAACUUUAAGAGGCGUUUCUCUCUAUCCGUUCCUCGCACCGAGACCAUUGAAGAGAACGAGUUCACAGAGCAGAUUAACCAGCUCAACAUCAGACACACUCAGGCUGUCAUACAUGCAAGCCUGGCUCCAGACAGUCUAGUUCCCCAGUCUGAGGAUGUCAGUCCAGUGAGCCCUGAGCCAGCCACACCAGGAGACCAGUCGCCCUCUCAGCUUCACUACCGCAACAAGGCCCAGCACAGACGCUUCUCCAUGGAGGAUGUCAGCAAACGCAUGUCUCUGCCAAUGGACAUCCGCCUGCCUCCAGAGUUCCUCAAGAAACUGCAGCUGGAGAAUGAAAACUCACCGCCCUGCAAGCCUCUCAGUCGCAUGUCUCGACGCGCCUCACUGUCUGACAUAGGCUUUGGAAAACUGGAGACCUACGUGAAAUUGGGCAAACUGGGUGAGGGGACAUAUGCCACAGUGUUUAAGGGGCGGAGCAAACUAACAGAAAACCUGGUGGCUCUGAAGGAAAUCCGGCUGGAGCACGAGGAGGGAGCACCUUGCACGGCUAUCAGAGAGGUGUCUCUACUUAAAAACCUGAAACAUGCAAACAUUGUCACGCUGCAUGAUAUCAUCCACACGGACCGCUCCCUCACUCUGGUGUUUGAGUACUUGGACAGUGACCUUAAGCAGUACUUGGACAACUGCGGCAACCUAAUGAGCAUUCACAACAUCAAGAUCUUCAUGUUCCAGUUGCUGCGUGGUCUGUCCUACUGUCAUAAGAGGAAGAUCCUCCACAGAGACCUCAAGCCUCAAAACCUUCUGAUAAAUGACAAGGGAGAGCUCAAACUGGCUGACUUUGGUCUGGCAAGGGCCAAGUCUGUUCCCACCAAGACCUUCUCCAACGAGGUGGUGACACUAUGGUACCGACCCCCUGAUGUGCUCCUGGGCUCCACAGAGUACUCCACACCCAUCGAUAUGUGGGGUGUGGGCUGUAUCCUUUAUGAGAUGAUGACAGGCCGUCCCAUGUUUCCUGGAGCCACUGUAAAAGAGGAGCUACAGUUGGUCUUCAGACUCAUGGGGACUCCGACAGAAGAAACUUGGCCAGGGAUCGGCACUAAUGAAGAGUUUAGGUUUUAUCUUUUCCCUCAGUACAAAUGUCAGCCCCUUAUCAACCAUGUGCCCAGGUUGGACACGGAGGGGAUCGACCUGCUGUCUGCUCUACUGUUGUAUGACACCAGGGGCAGAAUCUCUUCCGAAGCUUCGCUACAUCAUCCUUACUUCCUGAGCCUGGGGGAGAGCAUCCACAGUUUGGCAGACACUGCCUCAGUGUUUUCUCUCAGGGAGAUCCAGCUCCAAAAGGAUCCAGGCCACCGCAGCUCAGUUUUCCAGCCUCCAGGUCGAGGGAAGAACCGAAGACAAAGCAUCUUCUAGAAAGCCGG